This is a messenger RNA of Papaver somniferum (opium poppy), 1388 nucleotides long. Its product is annotated as protein BRANCHLESS TRICHOME-like. The transcript has a single exon. The record is from RefSeq and is a predicted model, not a curated record. NCBI's taxonomy places the organism in Eukaryota, Viridiplantae, Streptophyta, Magnoliopsida, Ranunculales, Papaveraceae. The coding region runs from base 261 to 1232 and encodes 323 amino acids.
UGGUAGCUGUCUUUAAAGAGAAAAAAAGAAAAGAAAAGUUAGAUGAGAUUGAUCAAAGAAAGUACUGACUUUGAUUCAUUGAUAGCCAAUGCCCACUACCAUCAACCCUCUUGCCAUUAACUACUGUUAGACAAAGAGAGUAAAGGCCACAACAUGUGAGAUAUCUUAAACUUUACAAUCCAUCCGGAUCAAAAAUGUUUGCUUGAUGACCCCAUUUGCUUUUCCAUUGACAAAUCAAAUUUAUUGCUUGAAGAAAGAAGAUGAAGGAGAUGAUGAUGUUAAUGAUGAUUAGAGAUCAGAAUCAAAUCGACUCAGAUCAAGAACCAAUUACUAAUACAAGUAGUAGUACAAGCUGGAAGCUUUAUGAAAACCCAUAUUAUUACCCAAAAAACAAAAGCAACAACCAUCUUAAUCUACAUUAUCAACAGCAUCAUCAACAGCAUCAUCAACACCACCAUCACAUUCAUCUCCCUGUUUCUGCUCGUCAAGUUGCUUCUUCAUUUUCUGAUUUCACAUUUUUUCAAUCAAUAAUGGUUUCUCAAUUGGAAUCAGCUAAAUCUCAGAUCAAACAAUUGAAAUCUGAGCUUGAAUUGGAGAAAAAACUCAGAAGAAAAGUUGAGUCAUUGAAUAAGAAACUAAGUAAAGAACUAACAGAACAGAGGAAACAGAGAGAAUCAUUACAAUGUCUUUGUGAAGAACUUGCUGAAGAAAUUGCUUGUGAUAAAUCUGUAAUUGAUGAAAUGAAAAUGAAUAUGGAAGAAGAAAGAAGAAUGUUGAGAAUGUCUGAAGUUCUAAGAGAAGAAAGAGUUCAGAUGAAACUUUCUGAAGCUAGGAUUGUGUUUGAAGAAAAGUUAUUAGAGUUGGAAUUUCUCAAACUUGAGAAAUUUAGAGAAAAUUCUUCCAAUGAAGAAGUGGGUUUUUGUCAGAAAUCUUCUAUUCUGAAUCUGAAGAAGAACAAUAAUGACAAUGGGGGUGUUAUUGUCAGAUCGACAAAUCAUAGAAAAUCUGCAUCUUCUUCUUGUUCUGAAAGUGAAAAUCCUCAUAUAAAAAGAGGGAUAAAAGGGUUUGUUGAAUUUCCAAGAGUUGUUAAAGCAAUUAGUAGUUUAAGAGGUAGACAAUUAAUGGGGGUUUCAAAUAAGCUUGAGAAUCCUCAGAAGAGUCAACUUCAAUUCUUGCUUAGAAGACAAAAGAGUAGUCCUUUCAGUAGAGCUAACAAUCUUUUUAUGGCUUGAUCUUCUUCAAUUCAAUCUCAGUUUCUAUGUUCAGUUGCAAUUUCUUCUGUUUCAUCAUUUGUUUCUGUACAAACCAAAGUUGUAAUAAGACACUGGAAGAGGAAAAAGGUUUUUCUAUGCUUCAAUUAUGAGAUUCUGUGAAAUUUUUGGUAAUUA